Molecule: messenger RNA, 3074 nt
Organism: Epinephelus moara (kelp grouper)
Lineage: Eukaryota; Metazoa; Chordata; Actinopteri; Perciformes; Serranidae
Gene: stpg1
Product: sperm-tail PG-rich repeat containing 1
Exons: 8
Coding region: 112-1080 (322 amino acids)
Biological process (GO): epigenetic programing of male pronucleus
Cellular component (GO): female pronucleus; male pronucleus; germinal vesicle
Molecular function (GO): chromatin binding; histone binding
Source: RefSeq, a predicted model, not a curated record
CGGCAGGACGCCGCUUUGACCUGCACUCUAUUUUUACGUCGCCAUGGCAACACGAAUAUGGCUUCAGAUUUACUGACUUUCACCGUGUUAACCAGCUGAACCACGGGCAACAUGUACCGAGGAUUUAAUGAAAGUAAGAUUCCGGCUUACACCGUUUCAUCUUCAAUACCAACAAAAUACCAAACAGUAGUCAUACCAAAUGAAGAAAAGAAAGGGUUUUUAUCUCAAGCCAGGAGAUUCCCUUCACAAGUUUGUCUGAAUGAAAAUCCUGGACCAGGCAGCUAUGGUCGCAUCUCCAGUGCUGAAGUCCAAAGUCCUUCCUUCUCAAAGAAAGGCACGACAGGCUUUGUUCCAUCCAAGGCUACCAGGGCUUCCCUUAACCCACUGAGAGGCACCCCUGGACCAAAUGCAUACAACCUGCAGAGCUCCUUAAUAAACAACGAUGACUUCAACACUGGAGUCUCCAGGGUGUUCAGGUUGCCUGUGGCUGUGCAGUUAGAUGAGCCAAAGCACAAAACACCAGCCCCGAAUCAGUAUGAUGUCAGCUGUGGCAGUAAAAAGAGCUUCUCCUCAGUGGCUGGUACAGCAGCUUUCCUGUCAGAAACUGGACGUGACUCCAUUUACCCAAACAAAAAUGGGCCAUCACCAUGCCACUAUGAGGUGAAUGACCACUUAAUCCAGCACAGCUCCAAGGCAGUCUUGUCCCCCUUCAAAUCAAAAACCCAGAGAAGACCUUUUUCAGUGGACAAUCGUGCGCCCUGCCCAGGAGCCUACAAUCCCCAUCAGACCCCUGCACCGGUGAGGAGGACCAUCCUGCCGAGAGGCUAUUAUUUGGCAAUAGCAGCACCCCCUCUGAUUGUUCCUAAGGACCCUCCCUUACCAGGCCCUGCACACUAUAACAUCACAGAUGUUAACAGCUCGGCUAAGCAUCCCAUGCCCACUGCUGCAUUUGCAUCCAAAACUGAGAGGAUACUCGAAAACUCACAGGCUGGUGUGAGGCCAGGUCCAGGUUUCUACAAUCCACGGAAUUUGUCAAAGCAGUCCUUCUUUUACAGUGACUCCAGAGUCUGGCUUCCUUGAUGAAGCUUUCAAGAAACACAGCAGAUAUGUACAUUUCUCCACACACAUGGACUGUGAUUAUCUGUGUCAGAAUGCUUUGCACAUGGGUUUAUGUGUGGGUCUUUGAUUUCUUUAGAUCAGAUUGUUGAGAAAAAAAACAAGGAUUAAAGCGAAAUGUUUGCAACCAUUUAAUCUAUAUUUCUAUCUAGAAUUUUAUCUAACUAGGCCAACCAGAUGUAAGAGAUAUUUUAGAAAAUGAAUCAUAUACCCUAUUUAUCCAUAGUGGUGAUGUAAGGGAAGGCCAAAACACUUGAAAAGCCAUGUGUUUCAUCCUCACCCUGAUUUCCCGAUGCUCUAAUCUGGAGAUGAUAUAGAAGUAAGUGUUCCUGCGGUCUUCGACAGCUGCUGGUCCAGUCAGUGCUGCGCCACAGUAACAGCUGAGAGCUUGAGAUGACACCACUGUGCCAACUGCUAGAGGACAGACAGAGGGGUGGAGUGUGACUGUAUGUGAGCAAUGUGACUGACUGGGCAUGAGGCAGGGAUGGUGUAUAACCUGAAUGACAAAUGGACACAUCAGUCAUCAGCCGUUAUCAGAUGUCAGAUUGUCAGAACAGUGGAUACAACACUUUUCUGACUCCUCUUUUCUGUUGUUUUAAAGUUUCACAUUUUGAGAAAAAUGUUUUUCUUUUGCAUUCAAGCGUAAAUUUAGAUGACAGGAUUAAUAUCACUCUCAUACUAAAAGCAGCUAUAAUCAGUGUUUUCAUAAUGGAACUGUAUCAAAUGACUCAGUGAAAAGUCUAAGAAAAGUGGCUGAACCUAUAGACAUUUAUGUGUCUUUCGCUUCACUGGACUUUACAGAGCUUUAUAGUUUCCAGCUUUCCAGCCCACAACUUUACUGUUUUGCUUCGCUCGCACUGCUUUCCUACCGUCAUUUUUGGCUGCAGCAGUCAGAACAAGCUCCAUAAACCCACUGACACUACCUGCACAGCACCACAGUUAGAGACCAGCUGGUGAACACAGUGGAACACUUAGCAGCUAAAGAGAAUUUCCCUCAGGAGUUGUUGGAGACCAAAACAGAGCUAUAAAAGACCAAAUAUUGAACUUACAUUCAUUAGGCGGUUACAUCACUGUAAAAGGUGAUGAUAAGCCAAUGUUGUGAUAUGAUGCACAGCCCCAGAUGGCCAAAAAGUUAUUUUAGUUUCAAAUGUGAGGCAGAGCUAGCUGUCGGUUAGCUUAGCUAAGCUAAGUUUAGGCUAAAGACUGGAAACGGGGGGAAACACUGAGCUUUGCUCUAUGCAACUGAAACAAAAUUAGCAUACCAGCGCCUCUACAAGCUCACUCAUUUAUAUCAAGUUUAAUCUGAAACAUAUAAAUAAAUAAAUUACUAAAUAACUGAAUAAGGGAAUUUAUACUUCUGCAUUGAACCGACGCUGCAACCUUCGGCAUAGCCUGACGUGCACCUCCCCAGAAUUGUAACUAUGCAUUGCGGUGACACAGACCUCCUGUCUGUUCAUGUAUACUGAAACCAUUUCCCUCAGUGUAAAUGAAGCUUUUAUUUACUUUUAUGUCACAGAUAAGAUACAAUAAAAUGUGAUUACAGUAAAGCCUACACAAAAUAGCAUUUUAUCCCAGCUUCAUAUAAGCAGAGGAAAUAUCCGCUGCUAGGCUAAUUUAUACAAUGUAAAAUGCCAUAUGCUGGCGCUAAUAACAUUAGCAUUAUGUAUUUGUUUGGAAAACGUGUUUGGUAUGACAGUUUUGUCGGUGAAUGUUGUGAGUUGUAAUGGAGACAAACUGUGUGCCGUUACCUUUGUUAAAUGUUGCUGUUGUCCCUGGUUUUAUAUGAGAAGAGGGAAAGAUCACUAGUUGCUAGACUAAUUUAUACAAUGUAAAAUGUCAUAGGCUUGUGCUAAUAACGUUAGCAUGUUGUAUUUUUGGGGAAAAUGUGUCCAGAUUAACAUAAGUGUUUGUCUGUGAAUGCUGUAAGUUAUAGUGAAGCCAAUUUGUGUACUUGUGUU